Paraglomus brasilianum is the source of this 1818-nucleotide messenger RNA. NCBI's taxonomy places the organism in Eukaryota, Fungi, Glomeromycota, Glomeromycetes, Paraglomerales, Paraglomeraceae. The record is from the annotation of a GenBank genome assembly.
AUGAGUGCACAGAAAGACUCCCCACCGACCGAACAGACUAGCUCUCUACCCAAGCAAGCCGAAACCCCUUCGGCUGCCGUUUCAUCCGAAAAUGAGCAGAAGGAAGCGGAAAAAAAAGAUGUCAAAUCAACUGCUCCUCAGGAAUGUUCCACACCAAACAACACUAGCGCGUCUCCACUACCACUGUCACCUAUACCCACGUAUUAUUAUCAUAAUGGGACCCCGAGUUAUAUAGAAGCGACUGCUGCAGAAGCCUAUCAGGCAACAAUGAGCGCUGGUUACGACCCCAACGAUCCUAAUGCUUUCGCUGCUUAUGGUCAAUACGGGAUGCAUCCUCAAUAUUCACAGUAUUAUCCGGCCGAAUAUAGUGCUGCUUAUCCGGGAACGCCGCCUAUGCAGGCCCAAGCCUCUCCCUCUCUACCACCACAGUCCCUGAGUCCAUACUUCGGUGCUACUAGCCCUACUAUAGCAUAUUAUCCCACUUCUCCACAAGUUGGUCCAACUGGCAUUAUUCAUUCUCCUCCAAUGCAUCCUUACGUCUACACCCCUCAAUCUCCAUAUACAAUGCAUCCUAUUCACACACUUUCACCGACGCUAUCACAUACAUCCUCUUCAGCUCCAAACUCCCCGCCACCACAAUAUCUACCCGGUCCUGGAGUUCCUUCUCCGAAAGUAGGACCGCUCAAUAAUCACCGUAUUCAUCUUGCACGUUCUCCACAGCAUUACAGCUAUGGUCGGAGAGAUUCGGGAUCAAAUCAACCUUCAAAUAUGCCCAAUUAUCAUAACCCAACCAAGACAACUAAUAUUUAUAUUCGUGGGCUUCCUCCUACGACUACUGACGAUUCUUUGCAUAGCAUGUGUUCUAUAUAUGGUUCCAUCACCUCUUCAAAAGCUAUCAUUGACCAGAAACAAGGUGAUUGUAAAGGAUAUGGUUUUGUAAUGUACGAGACAGAAGAUCAGGCGAAGCAUGCAAUUGAGCAAUUGACGCGUGUAGGAUUGCAAGUCUCCUUCGCCAAGGAAUCAUUCAGUACAAAAUUAAAGAACCUACAAGACUUGGCGUCAACCAACAUCUACUUGUCGAAUUUACCAUUAGAUAUGAACGAGCAGCAAUUAGAAGAGUUAUUUAAGCCAUAUAAAGUAUUAUCUAAUCGUAUUCUAAGAGAUACAAAUGGUACAAGUCGUGGAGUAGGAUUUGCGAGAAUGGAGGAUCGCGACUCAGCGCAAGCUAUUAUUCAACAAUUCAAUGGAUAUCAACUUCCCGGAGCAAACUUACCUCUACAAGUGAGGUUUGCCGACUCUUUGGCACAAAAGAAAUUGAAAGGAACCGCUAGAAAGCGGAUGUGGAGAACCCGCGAAUUUGCUUCUAUCGGUGGGGUACCAGUGACGCCAGAGCAUAUGUUGGGGAUGGCCGCCUCCGCAUCGCCUCCGGGACCAACUGCUUAUAUUCCAUACUAUCCAGAAGGAGUACAACCUGCAGCUCCAUAUCCGCAAGGUUCGCUUUCACCGACAUUUGGGCCACAGUAUCGCUAUUAUCCCAUGUAUCCGGCACCUGCUGCACCUAUUCAUCAUGGUCCAGAUGGACAACCUGUUGUUGCUACUGCUCCUAUUCAUCAGGUAUCAAGUCAACCAGGGACACAGGCGGAGCAAGCAAAUACAGUCUCCUCAUCUGAAAAGACGAGCAAAGAGUCUACAACUGGAACAAGUGGAACUUCUAAGACGGAAUCAUCCGAGGAUCUAAGUGAUUUAGUCCAAAAAAAACUUAAUGUCGACGGAGUAAAUGCUAGUAAUAAUAGCGAAAGCAGUAAUGAUAAAAACUAA